Molecule: messenger RNA, 2769 nt
Organism: Engraulis encrasicolus (European anchovy)
Lineage: Eukaryota; Metazoa; Chordata; Actinopteri; Clupeiformes; Engraulidae
Gene: rangap1a
Product: RAN GTPase activating protein 1a
Exons: 16
Coding region: 113-1834 (573 amino acids)
Biological process (GO): nucleocytoplasmic transport; activation of GTPase activity; signal transduction
Cellular component (GO): cytosol; nucleus; perinuclear region of cytoplasm
Molecular function (GO): small GTPase binding; GTPase activator activity
Source: RefSeq, a predicted model, not a curated record
UUUGAACCAUUCGACGUCAUCGUUGUGAGCGGGACAGCCUGUGCUUCCAGUGGGUGGCAAAUCUUCUCAGACCUAUUUUCUACCACGCCACAGGGUCAUUGUAGGUCGCCUCAUGGCUACGGAUGCUGUUGCCCAGCUGGCCGACUCCCUGGCCAAGACUCAGGUGGUAGUGGGGGAGCUGAGCUACAAGGGCAAAGGACUCAAGCUGGACAAUGCAGAAUCAGUUGCUGAAAUUGUCAAGGACAUCAAGGAGUUCCAGGGCCUUCAGGCUCUGCGGUUGGAGGGGAACACGAUUGGGGUGGAGGCUGCAAAGGCCAUUGCAAAAGCCUUAGAAGACAAGAGUGACUUUCAGUUCUGUUACUGGAGUGACAUGUUCACGGGUCGCCUGCGCUCCGAGAUCCCUCCAGCCCUGAAUUCCUUGGGUGAUGCCAUCAUGAUGUCUGGCGCACGGCUGCGGGUGUUGGACCUGAGUGACAACGCGUUCGGGCCGGACGGGGUGAAGGGCAUAGAGAAACUGCUGAAGAGCACAGCAUGCCACACGCUGCAGGAGCUGAGGCUCAACAACUGCGGCAUGGGCAUCGGCGGAGGAAAGAUCCUGGCAGCAGCACUGACAGAGUGCCACAAGCAGUCAAGUGCAGCCGGCGCCCCCCUCAGUCUGAAGGUGUUCAUUGCAGGCAGGAACCGACUGGAGAAUGAUGGAGCCACAGCUCUUGCCCAGGCCUUCCAGCUAAUGGGCAGCCUGGAGGAGAUCCAUAUUCCUCAGAAUGGCAUCAACCACCCAGGCGUCACGGCCAUGGCCAACGCCCUGCAGCACAACCCCCAGCUGCGCGUCAUCAACUUCAACGAUAACACCUUCACCAAGAAGGGAGCCAUCGCCAUGGCACAGGCGCUGAGGCACCUGCGUAAUGUCCAGGUGAUCAACUUUGGAGACUGCCUAGUGCGCUCAGAGGGAGCUCUGGCCAUUUCUGACACUCUUGUGGAGGGCUUACCCAUUCUCAAGGAGCUGAAUUUGUCAUUUGGUGAGAUCACAGAGGAUGCAGCUUUGACAGUGGCACGUGCACUUCAGGACAAGGCACAACUGGAAAAACUGGAUCUCAACGGUAACUGUCUGGGUGAGGAGGGCUGCAGCACUCUGAAGGAGACGAUGGAGAACAUGAAUAUGGGAGACCUGCUGGGCUCGCUCAGUGAUGACGAGGGGGAGCCUGAGGAUGAUGAUGAGGACGAUGAUGAUGAUGAUGAAGACGACGAGGAUGAUGAUGAGGAAGUUGGAGAAGAGGAGGAGGAGGAGGAGGAAGAGGAGGAGAACCAGAUAAAGCCGAUGACCCCUCCUCCAUCAGAGGCGCGUCCUCCUGAUGUCUCGUCCUUCCUGAGUUUCCCCUCGCCAGACAAGCUGCUCCGCCUGGGGGCCAAGAGGGCAGUGCUCAUUGAACAGCAGGUGGAUGUGAAUGAUGCAGCUAAGACAGCAGAGGCCUUCCUGAAGGUCUCAUCCGUUUACAAAGACCAGGAUGAAGAGGUGAAGAGAGCGGUACUUGACAGCGUAGAUGCCAUCCUGAAGAAAGCCUUCUCCAGUGACUCCUUCAGCACCUUCCACUUCAUCUCCUCUCUGCUCAUCAUGCUGGGCCUGCUCAAGAGUGAGGAGAAGGUGAAGCCGAUGCGCGUGGUGGCGGGUCAUCUGCAGGCUAUUGAGCACGCCGUGCAGCAGGACUACUUCCCCCAGGAGCACAUCGCCGUGCUAGAUGCCUUCAUGUCACGACACAGUCGGGCAUGUGAGUCGUGUGCUGGAGCCCGAGACAGUCUGAAGUCCACCCUGCAGAGGAUCAGACCUGAGUGCUAGAGGGUCACCAUCAUUAUCACUCUACCUACAGUGUCCCUCAAACUCAGACUGUAACACAAAGACCUCACCCAUAACACUCCCAGACCAACCACACACACACACACACACACACACACACACACACACACACACACUCCCACACUCCCCAGCCUCCCCCUUGUGCCACAACAUGGAGAGAAGAGUCGAGACACGCAGGAUAACCCAGAAACUUUGUCUCAGCUCCUAUGGAAGACAGUAGGGCAUGUCAUCACAUAUCAUGGGCACGGUACCGUACGGUACGCCAGACAGGGUGGGAGCUGUGUGUCCUCAUGGCACUUCUCUGGACUGAUUCAUUCCAAGACUGAACACUUACAGAUGGCAGCAUGUGAUCGUUGGAGGCACUUUUUAAAAAGAAAAAAAAAGAAAUGGACAAGACCACACUUUUAAGGAAAAUAAUUACAAAUAUGAAUAAUGUAAUAAACUGUAUUAAAAUGUGAUAUUAAAAUUGUAAACAUUUCUUCUUAUGGAAAUGGCAAACAAGAAGGCAUUGAAUAAUAUGCAUUGAGUGGUUUACAUUUCAUGUGGUGCAAAUGAUAGUAGCAUAUAGACCACAUGUCUAGGCCAUCUGAAGAUGAAUGAACAGAUGAAGUCAGAGGACUGAACUUCACUUUUCAAUUUGAUGGCUAGAUUGGACUCCAUGACUGUGCCCAAUACAGAGUAGUGCUAUUCUGGCCUGUUAAAAAAAGACUUGUUUCCUGGUCAAUUGGACAUGACUCUGUGCAUAACAAAACUUUGGUGAUGAAAGUAUUUACAUUAGGAAAAAAAAGAUUGCAAUUGUGUUUACCUUAAUGCUAUAAUCUGUAUGGGAUAAAAAGCACAUGUUACAAAGGCGAUGGAUUAUUGUCAGUUCACAUUGUACAAAGAACGGGUCAGUAAAGUAAUAUUGAAUAUUCUCA